CGGACAUUGCCCACUUCGGCCCGGCGUUCUACUUAUUGUAUGGCGUUUCGGGCGGGCAUUUCCAGUUCAUUAAGUGAAAAAAAGGGAGAACAGCGCCCGGACCAUUUUGCCAGUGCCCGAGGGUUAUCGAUUCCGACGGUUUGAUUCCGGUCGCAAUUCCGAGUGGAUGAAAUUCCCCUUCUCAUCGCAUGAUAUGUCACCGCACCUCACCUUACCUCACUCUUGAUCCGGCCUGAUGUUCUAACCGACGCACUCUCACUUCCAUCCGCUCUUCUUCCCCAUCGAUAGUGACCUUGCGCCGACACAAUGGAGGGCCUUCGGUCGGCAGCACGAGCGACAGCGACCAGCCAGUCUCAGUCUCAACCGCAACCUCAACCUCACCCGACUCAGCCACAGGAUACGAUUACAGUCGCAAAGACCGAGGAGAAGAAGCGAACGGAUGCCGAACCCGCAGAACAAGAUGAAGAGUACGAGGACGAUGAUGAGGAUGACUUUGAAAAUUUUACGACCUCGGAAAUCGUAACCGUCUAUGUCGGCCACAAGCGCAAACGGUUUUUCCUGCACCGCGAACUCAUCUGCGAAAGAUCGCCGUUUAUGGAAAAGUGCCUGAAGAAGGACCGCUUCGACGAAGGGUACAAGAACGAACUUUACCUACCCGAGGACGACCCGAAGGCUUUCUCGAUAGUAGUCGAAUGGAUCUACCGCAGCAAACUACCUGCGCGGACGGAGCCGACUUUUGACUUGGGCGAUCUGUCGGCAUCCUACUGCAUGGCGGACAAAUUCGGUAUGGAAGAACUACAGAACAGUAUCAUGGAUAACAUCCGGGGUGCGUUCUCGCGGCGUGACGGCGAACUGUGCAAGCCGCCGCACUUUUCGGCGCUGGCGCUCACACACCUCACGGGCCCGCCUAAGAGCCCGCUCAAGCGAUUCUACGUGGAGCAUCUUGUGCACCAUAUGAUGAAGCAUCCGAAGUGGUACCACGAGUUGAAGAGAAAUGAGCCCAAUCGCGCGGAUCUCGAGGAGUUGUUCAAGAUCCCGGAUCUGGUCAGUUAUAUUAUGAAGAAGAUUUGGCAGUUCCAGGCCGAGCCGUGGAAGGAUCCUGCUACGUGGGAUAAAUGCUGCUACCAUGUUCAUGCUGCGACUGUGUGUCCGACUAGGGCUACGGCGGCGGCCGCUGCGGCAAAUAACAAGGCAAUCAAGGGCCCUGGGUCGGGACUGCACAUUGGUUCUGGACUGGCGGGCCAUGUGCAUGGGCUGGGCGCGCCGGGAAGGUCGUGGCCUCCUUCUGCUAUGGGUGUGUGGAAUCCUGGUGUCGGGUGGUAGGCAUGGUCCUGGACAGCUGGUUGUCAGUGACUACCGUGGUGCAUGGUUGAGGAGGAUGCGGUGUACCGUCAGUCCCUGUGAGGUGC
Exophiala viscosa is the source of this 1409-nucleotide messenger RNA. RefSeq lists its product as uncharacterized. Bases 307 to 1323 code for a protein of 338 amino acids. The transcript is spliced from 3 exons. The record is from RefSeq and is a predicted model, not a curated record. NCBI's taxonomy places the organism in Eukaryota, Fungi, Ascomycota, Eurotiomycetes, Chaetothyriales, Herpotrichiellaceae. Gene Ontology annotation, molecular function: protein binding.